Cydia amplana is the source of this 1495-nucleotide messenger RNA. RefSeq lists its product as uncharacterized. The record is from RefSeq and is a predicted model, not a curated record. The coding region runs from base 444 to 1328 and encodes 294 amino acids. The transcript has 2 exons. NCBI's taxonomy places the organism in Eukaryota, Metazoa, Arthropoda, Insecta, Lepidoptera, Tortricidae.
CUUGACAGACAUUUGGUUCAUGAAUUUUCAGUGCUCAGAUUUUGUCAGUGUCAUUUAAGGCUCGCAAUUUCUUCUAAAGAUUUGGCGAGGUAGCCUUGAAGAAAUCAGUUUUAUGUGUUUGAAUUUUCUAAUGCCCCGUUGGUGUAAGAUUAUUCAUUCGAGAUAGUUUAUUUUGAUCUUGAAAUGGUUACAAUAUGUAAAUAUUUCCACUCAUGUAAACCUGUCAAGUAUUUUCGUUUUCACGAUUAAAGUAAUGCGAAUUGUCAAAGGAAACUGUGCAUAAUGUAGUUAAACCCUAGAAGUUUUUACUGGAUGGGUGGUUGACUUUUAUUACAUUUUACCAAGGACAUGUACAUAAUAAAUCAUCGUCACUCACGCCAUUCGUCAAUAUCUGCGAGCUCCAGAACAUGCUCUCCUGCUGGCGAUGAACACCUGACCAAACCAUGGAGAAUCGUGGUGGAUGGAGUCAUGGCGUAUCAGGUGCUGCUGGAAAUGUUACGGAUGAUUCACAGGUGGAUCACGAUCGAGUACGGAAGGAGUUUUACGCCACCUACGACGUCAUGACGGGUGUGCGCAUAGCCGCUACACUUGGCGGCUUUUUCGCAUUAAUGGUUUUUUUGAUCGUCUACAAAAGCCGAAGUAAAUCGGUGAAGGCUUUAAAUGAUCCAAAACUCGUCGAGCUUGCUGAAGCCGUUGUUGCUGAAGAACAAGCAGUUGAAGAAGAAAGACAACUUACAGCUGCUCUCGAAGAAGCACUAUCAGAGCGAGCGCGGUCCCGUCCUUCCAUUGGCGAAGAGCCACCUUGGCCACGGACCGCACGUUUUGCAUCGUAUGGCGGUGGCUAUGGUAGUUUAUUGACACCCCCACGACGGCUUUCUACAGCCCGUGGCGAGUCUCUGCCUGGAUCCGCGUUACGAUUCGCAGAGCGUCGCGCAUCUGGAGGGCCACGCGACCGUCGGCUUAGUUCGGUCACUUGCUCCAGCUCCGGAAGUUCAUAUCUAGAACGACGGGGUUCUUCAGUGGUCUGUGCAUUGCCGGAAAGGCGUUUGUCGCCUUGCCCAAGCGAGCGCCUAGCCCCGUUGGCGUCAGUCGGUAGCGUAGGAACGUCCUACGCUGUGGAAUGUGAAUUAGUGUCAGUUGGUGCGGACUCCGUAUUCGCUGAGGACGAUGACUCCACCGAUGAUGAGGUGGAACAGUUUUCGACUGACAGCGGUGGAGGUGAGCACGGCGUAGGCGCGGUAGGCGGCGAGAGCACGGAGCUCUCAUGCCGACCUGCGCCGCCGCUUCGCAUUGACCGGGUGUCACAGUCGCGGGAAACGUUGUUUUAGUCGCCGUCGUAACUCGUUGGCCGUUGAUGUUACUCUCACAUUAAAAUAUCGACUUUUCAAAAAAGGUUUAGUAUAAUGUGGUUUUUUAAACAUAUCACGCAGAUCUUGUAAAUUUUGACAUAUCAUUUUAAAUUGACCAAAUGGGGACAAAGUUGUCUCAAUAAAUA